Messenger RNA from Fonsecaea multimorphosa CBS 102226, 1398 nucleotides. RefSeq lists its product as uncharacterized. The transcript is spliced from 2 exons. NCBI's taxonomy places the organism in Eukaryota, Fungi, Ascomycota, Eurotiomycetes, Chaetothyriales, Herpotrichiellaceae. The record is from RefSeq and is a predicted model, not a curated record. The coding region runs from base 1 to 1398 and encodes 465 amino acids.
AUGGAGAUCCAUUCCGUGUUACCUGAAGAGCGAGCAAGAGAUCCCAAAGGCGAGACACUUCCCUGGGGCUAUCGCUAUGCAGACUCGGCGAGAAACGCCAGACAACUACCAGAAGAGAGCGGACCCUUUGGCCGCAAUCGGAGUAUAAGAUCGACCGCGUCACGGACGCCGCGCGCAAGAACCGGCACUACACCCGUUCGUCAAAAGGAGAACACCGCCGUCGCCGAGUUUGGGAGGCUGUUUGCAAAGGAACAGGCGAAAGAGGAAGAGAGGAAGACUACGUUACCCUCACCUCCGACGGCUUCAGGCGAAGCACCCGCGACGGAACGACCUAUCCAGCCAGAAGCCGUGCCCACCGAAUGUCUACUCUAUGGCUAUGCGAGCAAACAGUCGGAAUGGAAGGUGCUGUCGAAAUUCGAAAAGAUUGUCUCCCCGGGCAUAAUUUGCGAAGACUACCCGCGAGAAGAUCCCAAUCUCUACCUUUCUUCGAACUCGCCGUUUGGCCUUUCUAGGGGCUCCGUGGUGGUCCAUCAGAAUCUGAGCCGUGAAGCGAUCAAGAAGAGUCGGAUAUACCGCGGUGGGAACCACUGGAUUAAGGUCACAUUCGACUCCUACCAGGCUGCGGAGAGAGCCUGCUUUUACAGUCCCAUCGACAUCGAUGGCUACAUGGUUCACUGCGAGAUGUGGCACGGAAAAGGUCCUGCAGCCGAUGUUCCGUUACCCAAAGGUCCUGCUGUUGGACCAGAGGGCUCAGACCUUAUCCAGCCACAGCUCCCGCGACAGGCUGAUGACGGCCGAAGAGCACGGACGUUGAGCUCGUCACAGUCUUCCCGUAUGCUAUCAGGCAAACAGUCGGCUAUUGCUGGCUUCGAACGGGCACUACAGACUUUGCCCCGAUCUCACACCAUGCCCGACAUGCAAUACGGGCAGCCUCUUAGCCACGAAGACGAGCAACUCUCCGUCAAUUCCGCAACAGCCUCGUCGGCAACCGCAACGGCCACCGACCUAGCUGCUCCUGAGCCAUUAUCACCUACCGGUCUACGAUCACGCUCCGUGCCUCAGCUGCCCAGUGAAACCGCCCAGCACCCCGCAGACUCGGAGUACAUGACACACAUUAAGAAUGUGAAAAAGGUAGUCCUCCGACCAAUAUCCGAAGCCCUGCCCCCACAGCCGACAUUUGCCGAAAGAGUUUUGGGCAGUAUCCCUAUUGUGUCGUACUUCAUGGGGAGCACGAGCACCAAGCAAGGAGCCACGGGCGGAAGACGUGACGUGAUAGGCGAGGGACCACUGCUCAGGGACGACGGAAGCUGGGAUCCAGCUAAUGGCUGGUACUGGAGCUUCUGGCACGGCGUGGACAGGUGGUUUGGGACCGACUUUUGUGGCCUGAAGGACGACUGA